GGGGCCGCCGCCGGCCAGGGCUUGCACCCGGGGCUGCGCGGCGAGGCCGGCGGCGAGCACGGCGAGCUGGGCGGCCACCACUGCCAGGACCACUCGGACGAGGAGACGCCGACCUCGGACGAGCUGGAGCAGUUCGCCAAGCAGUUCAAGCAGCGCCGCAUCAAGCUGGGCUUCACCCAGGCCGACGUGGGGCUGGCGCUGGGCACCCUGUACGGGAACGUCUUCUCGCAGACCACCAUCUGCCGCUUCGAGGCCCUGCAGCUCAGCUUCAAGAACAUGUGCAAGCUGAAGCCGCUGCUGAACAAGUGGCUGGAGGAGGCCGACUCCUCCACCGGCAGCCCCACGAGCAUCGACAAGAUCGCGGCGCAGGGGAGGAAGAGGAAGAAGCGGACCUCCAUCGAGGUGAGUGUCAAGGGCGUGCUGGAGACGCACUUCCUCAAGUGCCCCAAGCCGGCCGCCCAGGAGAUCUCCUCGCUGGCGGACAGCCUGCAGCUGGAGAAGGAGGUGGUGCGGGUCUGGUUCUGCAACCGGCGGCAGAAGGAGAAGCGCAUGACCCCGCCGGGCGAGCAGCCGCAGCACGACGUGUACUCGCACGGCGUGAAAACGGACACGGCCUGCCACGACCUCUGACCGCGGGCUGCGGCCACGGGACUGCCCGGCACCGGGACUGCCCGGCAUCGGGACGGCGACACCGGGACAGCGGCCCCGGGAUUGCCCGGCCAGGGGACAGCGGCCCCGGGAUUGCCCGGCACCGGGACGGCGACCCGGGGAUUGCCCGGCACCGGGACGGCGACACCGGGACAGCGGCCCCGGGAUUGCCCGGCCACGGGACAGCGACCCCGGGACUGCCCGGCCACGGGACAGCGACCCGGGGAUUGCCCGGCACCGGGACUGCGACCGCCCGGCUCCGGGACAGCGGCACCGGGACUGCCCGCCGGGCUUUAACUUAUGGUUUCGGGAGACGCGGCGAGGGGUC
Ficedula albicollis (Collared flycatcher) is the source of this 976-nucleotide messenger RNA. RefSeq names its product POU class 3 homeobox 4 (gene POU3F4). Gene Ontology annotation, molecular function: DNA-binding transcription factor activity, RNA polymerase II-specific; RNA polymerase II cis-regulatory region sequence-specific DNA binding. Lineage: Eukaryota; Metazoa; Chordata; Aves; Passeriformes; Muscicapidae. The record is from RefSeq and is a predicted model, not a curated record. Gene Ontology annotation, biological process: regulation of transcription by RNA polymerase II. The annotation marks the transcript as partial. The transcript is spliced from 2 exons.